ACCUUCGUGAAUUGUGAUUCGGUGUUUUUAAAAAGUGGGGAAUAAAGACAAAACAGAGACCACCACCAUUAAUGGCUUUCUUCACCGAUACGAACAAGACAGGACACAACAAACUCAAUCCCAGCCUCCUCCUCCUCCGUCUUCUCCCUUAUUCCCUUUUCGUUUAAUCCCCCAAUUUUUUCAAUUAAUCCCUCCUUUUCUCCUCUUAAUCUGAAUCCGAAGCAACGCAUAAUCCAUAACAAAGUCUGGAAAAUUUCUUCCGGGAUAAUAAAGAGAUCCAUUAGGAGUAAAUUAUCUGACAAGAGAAUACAAAGGGCAAUUUCAUUUUAGUUGAAUUAGGGAUUUGGGCUCGUCAUGGCUCCUGGAGGCAGUGCUUUGAAAGAAGUCAUGGAAUCUAAUUCAACGGGAAUGGAUUACGAGGUUAAAACGGCAAAAGUGGAAGUUAAUAAUAACAAACCUACAAAGCCAGGGAGUGCAGGGAUUGGAAAAUAUGGGAUCCAUUCGAACAAUGGUGUUUACGAGCUUCUUGAAUGUCCCGUCUGUACAAAUUUAAUGUACCCUCCAAUUCAUCAGUGUCCGAAUGGCCACACAUUAUGUUCAAACUGCAAACUGAGAGUGCAGAACACAUGCCCUACAUGUCGCUACGAGCUUGGUAACAUAAGAUGCUUAGCUCUUGAGAAAGUUGCAGAGUCUUUGGAAGUUCCAUGCCGGUACCAAAAUUUGGGGUGUCAUGACAUUUUCCCUUACUACAGCAAGCUUAAGCACGAGCAGCAUUGCAGGUUUAGGCCUUACACUUGCCCUUAUGCUGGUUCUGAGUGUUCGGUUACAGGUGAUAUCCCUACACUUGUCGUUCAUCUCAAAGAUGAUCAUAAAGUCGAUAUGCAUGACGGAUGCACCUUCAACCACCGUUAUGUAAAGUCAAAUCCACAUGAGGUCGAAAAUGCUACAUGGAUGCUUACGGUAAAACUUUCUUUCGAUAUGUUUUCUUCUUUUUAUCAAAGGUUUCUAAUUUAAAGUCUGAUUCAGGUUAUUUCUUCAGAUGAAAUUUUUAUGCAGGUUGUGAUUUUAUAUCAUCAUAUGACUAAGCUUUUACAUUCACCUUCUUUCGCUGUUAUCCUCAACCAUGAAAUAUUCCUGGCUUUAGCUCUUUUCUACAAAAUACAGAUUGGAUUCUUUAGAAGGAACUAUAGGAAUCUCUGGCUCUGCUCUUUUAUGCUAUUUUUGGAUUUCUAUUUUGCCUAUUAAAUUUUGACCUUGAACAAUCCGGUGCCAAACUCCCUUACUAGCUGCUAUUCCGGUUCCCGCUUUGCUCUUCUUUGUUAGUCCAAUUUUACGGUCUCCUUAAGUACCUACCAUAGGGUCUCUUAGUCCCACUUUAAUCCUCACACUUAAACUUGAAUCUCAGUUACUAAAAUUUUGUUUCCAGGUGUUCAACUGUUUUGGGAGACAGUUCUGUUUACACUUCGAGGCGUUCCAGCUGGGAAUGGCUCCAGUGUACAUGGCAUUCCUUCGUUUUAUGGGAGAUGAGAACGAGGCGAAGAAGUUCAGUUACAGCUUGGAAGUAGGAGCUCAUGGACGGAAAUUAACAUGGCAAGGGAUCCCUAGAAGCAUCCGUGACAGUCACAGGAAAGUCCGGGACAGUCAAGACGGACUCAUCAUCCCAAGGAACCUCGCACUCUACUUCUCUGGAGGUGAUAGGCAAGAACUCAAGUUGAGAGUGACUGGACGAAUCUGGAAAGAGGAGUAAACGAAAAACGAAAAACGAAGAAAAGAAGGAAUCGAUUGAAAAAUGUUGUACAUAAGAAGAAGCCUCGUGGAAGAGCUAAUGAUCAUAUGGAAGAUUUGAAGUUUGUUGUCUGGUUUUAGUGUGGUAUAAUGGAUUCUUCUCCAAUGGGAAUGAAGAUGAGAUGAUGAUAAUGACAAAUCUUCUAUGAUGAAUCAGUUUGGAGGAGCCAUUGUUACUAUUUUGUGGCUGCAAGAACUAUAUUAUCUCUGUAUUUUUUGUUUUUUUUGUUGGGAUUUCUUUUGUGGUUUCAGAGAAUGUAGGAAAAAGUAAGACAUGGUUUUGGCUAUGUUCUUGUUGUAAAACCAAGUUCAAAACAGAUUGGUGCACUUUUUAUCUUUUCACAAUGGUGAUUUUCAUUCAGUUUA
Messenger RNA from Arabidopsis thaliana (thale cress), 2151 nucleotides. RefSeq lists its product as uncharacterized. The transcript is spliced from 3 exons. Gene Ontology annotation, cellular component: cytoplasm; multivesicular body; autophagosome. Gene Ontology annotation, molecular function: ubiquitin protein ligase activity; zinc ion binding. Gene Ontology annotation, biological process: protein ubiquitination; regulation of autophagosome assembly; ubiquitin-dependent protein catabolic process. Lineage: Eukaryota; Viridiplantae; Streptophyta; Magnoliopsida; Brassicales; Brassicaceae. The record is from RefSeq and is marked reviewed. The coding region runs from base 355 to 1014 and encodes 219 amino acids.